AUGUUAUACAAUUUCCAUUUCCUUGCAAUUGCAAUCCUCCUAAUAUCAAACCCAAAUCCUAGUAACCAACUCUCCAUGGAAACAAAAAUCGCCUCUAUUUCUGCUUCACCGGCUUUGCUGCCCGAUUUUCCGUACACUGAGCUGUCGCCGGAGAUUGCUCCCCUUCUGCCCACGCAGGGCGGCCCGGCCAGCCCGACCAUCCCGUCCACUCGCAGCCCGAACCCGGACACUAUCACCACAGUGGGGCCCGAUAAGGCCGCAUUCCCACCAACCGGCCCAUUAGAGGCUGGAUCUUCUGCGGUUUUGAGCGUGAAGGUUGAAGUUUUUUCUUGUUUGUUGGGUUAUUGGCUUGUGAUGUUGUACUUGUUCGUGAUGUGA
This is a messenger RNA of Striga asiatica, 378 nucleotides long. NCBI's taxonomy places the organism in Eukaryota, Viridiplantae, Streptophyta, Magnoliopsida, Lamiales, Orobanchaceae. The record is from the annotation of a GenBank genome assembly.